Messenger RNA from Giardia duodenalis, 1548 nucleotides. RefSeq lists its product as uncharacterized. The coding region runs from base 1 to 1548 and encodes 515 amino acids. The transcript has a single exon. The record is from RefSeq and is a predicted model, not a curated record. Lineage: Eukaryota; Fornicata; Diplomonadida; Hexamitidae.
AUGCAUGUCUCUCUGGACAUUGAUGUGUCGCCGUCAAGUCGCCUACCUGCUGGUAAGUGGCUUGUAAUUCGGGCUGGUGUUCAGGAAGCGGAUCUGGAGACAUUGCCCUCUCCAACUCAGAGGCCUCUUUUAGCAAAAGAGGUGCAGAAGGGGCCCCAGAAAACGCGUUGGUUCUUCACUAAGCUACUUGCCAAAGAGAAGGGUGAGCAUCUGGAUCAUCACAGCUACACGCUGAGGGUCCCUAGAGCGGCUGCAGAGGUCGAUGACCUUUCGUCCAUACUGCUCGUCGAUUUACUUGUUCAAGGAGUACUGCCAAAUGAGUGCGCAGAACACAAACAUUCGUGGUUGGACACGCGUGCUGACAGCAACGACACUGUGCUGUUAGGUAGGUACAGGGUUAGCCUUGCAGAUCUCUUGGGCUCGCGGGGACAAUCACAGUCCGUUUCAAUUACCUCCCUUAUUGAGGACAGCAAGCUUGCCAACUUGGCAGUUCAGUACCAGCAGUUUGCAGGAACAAGGAUGGAUAAGCAGGUUAUCGUGACAAUGGACAGGCCAGGCGCAAGAGGGUACCUGUCCCUGUGUGUGUGCACAAAGGAAGCGGGACACGCCCUCUAUGAUGUGGUCUAUCAAGAUGUUGCUAGCGGCAUGAAGACAGGCCCAACGUUUGAACUAACAAUUCCAUAUGAUAUUCUCCUGUGCUACUUCUCGUCGUAUGGACUGGCAAUUGCAGAUAAGGGAGAGACAGGUAUUCCUUCUAGCAGUGUCAUUAGUAAUGCAGAGCUGAAGAAGAUGGGACAAGACCUUUUGCUUGGCCCUCGAGAUAGUCAGGCAUCAGUUCGUCUCUCUUCUAACACCUCUCUCAGCACCUCGUCCAAGCUAAAGCAAUCUACAAUCCGUCUAAAGUAUAUUGAUAAGCAAUGUAAAAUUGACCAGAUACUAUAUGUCAUGAUAGACGAUUCAGUUUCACUACGCUUUGAAUGCAUCAAAUUAGGAGUACAGACAAGUGCUCGUAUGCUUUUGCAAGCCAUUUUUGAAAAGACCUCCCAACUGAUUGGUGACAUGGAACCAGGUCCAGAUGAGCGGAAGAAACCCUCAUGGCGCAUUCCAUGGAUGGAGGUUCCUGUCCCGGGGGUUAAGCGAUUUCUUGAGGAGGCUAUCGAGGUCCUUCAUUCUCACAUAGUAGAUGAUAACACAUUAGUGCGAGUCUCGGGCCUUUCGGAGCGUCCCUUUGGGCGGUUAUCCUAUGACACUGUUAUAUCUAAAAGAAUAUAUGCGCUAGUGCUAUCUAAUGACGUGCUACACUCCAUAGAUCUUCAUACUUGUAUCAGCGAAUGUAGUUCUGUGGUGUUUCUUCUAUUCUGCUUCAUGCACCGUGAUUUGGACCCCGACAAGCUUCUGGCACAAUACAGUAAUGUUAUUAUAUUUGAUAUUCUUCGACCUGACUAUGACCAACUCCAGCACGUACUUCUUUCCAUCUGCAGUUGCAUUCGCUACAAUGCUGAAAGCGAAAAACGCAAUCACUGUAUCUGUGGAUAUCACAUUGGCUAA